Messenger RNA from Coregonus clupeaformis (lake whitefish), 1100 nucleotides. RefSeq names its product TBC1 domain family member 30-like. The record is from RefSeq and is a predicted model, not a curated record. NCBI's taxonomy places the organism in Eukaryota, Metazoa, Chordata, Actinopteri, Salmoniformes, Salmonidae. The transcript is spliced from 3 exons. The annotation marks the transcript as partial.
CAUGGACAGAAGACGUUUCCAGUGGGCUGGACUAGACUAUUCACUCCGGAGGGGCGGCAGAUUUGCGCUACGAACUUUCAGGAAGGAAACUAGUAGCUCGGGAGCACAGCCCUACCUCCCGAGGAGAGGAAUGGAAUGCACCCGGAACUCACUUCCUCUUCAAGACGUGUAUUGAAUUAAGAAAGCAGUUGCACCUGUUCGCAUGAAACGUUCAUGUUUGGAGAGAUGGCAACUUGAGAAGCACAAGAACAACGGUAGCGAACGGGAUCAGCGUGUUGAAAUGUCGUCCCAGGUUGGGAACGUGGCGGAACUUUUAGAAAUAGACAUAUGUGACGGCGACAUCUGUUCGGAGGGGGAAAGCGGAGUGUUCAUCAACUCCGAUACAGGUGCGUCACUCUCAGACGGCUUCUCGGCGUUUCAGCAGUGGACUAGACCUGGUUGUCGUUCCACUUCAGGCCACAACAACACAGGCUCUGUCUCAGAGAGACCGAGAGACUGCUCCAGCGACACAUCAUCGUCAUGCCCGAGUCUGCAUCCCCAGAACGGCCUGGGGUCUGGAACCGGUGAUCGUGUGACCCUUGGCGACCUCCAGGGCGAGGAUGUCCGAGCCCCCCGCUCCUCCAUAGUGGACUGUCUGUUGGUGGAGCUUUAUGAUACCUACAGCAGCGCCCGGCUCAGUGUCGACAGCCCGGAUAGCAGCACCGAGGCGUCCAGCUCUGAGCUGUUCUGCCGCAGUAAUACUGGAUCCAGCUUCCUCCAGGAGCUACAGGAGAAACACACCAGGAGACACCAGGUCAACUACCUGUCUCAGAAAGCACCAGAAGAGUUGAGGUGUAUCAUAGAGGAGGUUCUCUACAGGACAGGGCUCCAGUCGGCCAAGCUGAUCUAUAUAUCUAUAUAUCUAUAUAUCUAUAUUGUGUCCCAGCACCAGAAGACACCAGAAGAGUUGAGGUGUAUCAUAGAGGAGGUUCUCUACAGGACAGGGCUCCAGUCAGCCAAGCUGCUGCGCCAGCUGAAGAGGAGAGACCGCUUCAAUCACAAGCUGCAGAAGAAAUAUGACAUCAUCACCGCCUGUCUGCAGGCCGUGUCCCAGAAGAGAA